This is a messenger RNA of Elgaria multicarinata webbii, 2884 nucleotides long. It is a transcript of the gene PAMR1, whose product is annotated as peptidase domain containing associated with muscle regeneration 1. The record is from RefSeq and is a predicted model, not a curated record. Lineage: Eukaryota; Metazoa; Chordata; Lepidosauria; Squamata; Anguidae. The transcript is spliced from 12 exons. Gene Ontology annotation, cellular component: extracellular region. Bases 32 to 2383 code for a protein of 783 amino acids. Gene Ontology annotation, molecular function: calcium ion binding; serine-type endopeptidase activity. Gene Ontology annotation, biological process: proteolysis; complement activation.
CUUGCCCUGGGCGGCCUGAGCAGCAAGCAGCAUGGAAGCAGCAGCAGCAGCAGCUCCCUGGACACACCUAGGACUGGCCGCCCUCCUGCCGCUCCUUUGCCUUCCCUGCUUGCCAAGAGGGUAUACAGUGAUCAAUGAAAACUGCCCAGGAGCCGAGUGGAAUAUUAUGUGUCGGGAGUGUUGCGAGUAUGAUCAGAUCAAGUGUGUGUGUCCUGGGCGGAAAGAAGUGGUAGGUUACACCAUUCCCUGCUGCAGGAAUGAGGACAAUGAGUGUGACUCCUGCCUAAUCCAUCCAGGCUGCAUGAUUUUUGAAAACUGCAAGUCCUGCCGCAACGGCUCCUGGGGAGGAACGCUAGACAACUUCUACAUCAAGGGCAUCUACUGCGCAGAAUGCAGAGCAGGCUGGUAUGGAGGGGACUGCAUGAGAUGUGGGCAGGUUCUCCAGGCUUCAAAAGGUCAGAUUUUGUUGGAGAGUUAUCCACUGAAUGCCCAGUGUGAGUGGACUAUACAUGCCAAACCUGGGUUUGUUGUCGAGUUAAGGUUUGCUAUGUUGAGCCUGGAGUUUGACUACAUGUGCCAGUAUGACUAUGUAGAGGUCCGAGAUGGGGAUACUGUUGACAGCAGGAUAAUUAAGCGUUUCUGUGGAAAUGACAGGCCUCCUCCAAUCCGAAGCACAAGAUCUUCACUCCAUGUUCUUUUCCAUUCUGAUGGUUCCAAGAACUUUGAUGGGUUUCAUGCCAUCUUUGAAGAAAUUACAGCUUGUUCUUCAUCUCCAUGUCUACAUGAUGGAACCUGCAUCCUUGAUAAAAUUGGUGGCUACAAAUGUGCCUGCCUGGCUGGCUAUACUGGGAACCGUUGUGAAAGCUUGGUGAUGUGUAGGACUCCAGGUGCUCCUGCUCAUGGUUUUGUGGAAGGAGAUGACUUUAAAUACGGGGCCCAGGUUUACUUCAAAUGCAACGCAGGUUACACCCUAAAAGGCAGCCGUGUUGCCUACUGUCAGCUAAAUGGAAGUUGGUCAACACACCAUCCUGGAUGUGUGGUAACAGAAGACAGAAACUGUUCCGAUCCUGGCGCGCCACUCAAUGGAUACAGAAAAAUGAUGGAAGAUACUGCACUGAUGAAUGGCCGUUAUGCAAAAAUUGGAACAGUCAUUGCAUUCUUUUGCAAUAACUCCUAUAUUCUCAGCGGUCAUGAGCAAAGGACUUGCCAAGAGAAUGGCGAAUGGACGGGGAAACAGCCAAUCUGCAUAAAAGCCUGCAGAGAGCCAAAGAUCUCUGACCUGGUGAGACAGAAAGUACUUCCAAUGCAGGUUCAGUCAAGAGAGACUCCUUUGCAUCGGCUCUAUUCAUCUGCCUUUAGCAAGCAGAAGCUGGAUGUAUAUCCAACCAAAAAACCAUCACUACCAUUUGGAGAUCUACCUCCAGGCUUCCAGCAUCUUCACACCCAACUUCAGUAUGAUUGCAUUUCUCCUUUCUACCGUCGCCUGGGAAGCAGCCGGAGAACCUGUCUGAAAACAGGAAAAUGGAGUGGCAGGGCUCCUUCAUGCAUUCCAAUCUGUGGAAAGAUAGAAAACACCACUCUUCAAAAACCAUCCACAACCAGAUGGCCAUGGCAAGCUGCCAUCUAUAGGAGACCUAAUGGCGUGAAGGUCCCCAGUCACAGAAAGGGUGCAUGGAUACUGAUUUGCAGUGGGGCCCUGCUGAAUGAACGCACAGUAGUUGUGGCAGCUCACUGCGUCACCAAUCUGGGGAAGGUCACUGUUCUCAAAACAGCAGACAUCAAAGUUGUUCUGGGCAAGUUCUACAGAGAUGAUGAUAGGGAUGAGAAGACUGUACAGAACUUACGGAUUUCAGCCAUUAUAGUGCACCCUAACUAUGACCCUAUAUUGCUCGAUUCUGACAUAGCUGUCAUUAAACUCCUGGACAAAGCCAAAAUCAGCAGCCGUGUCCAACCCAUAUGCCUGGCAUCGACACGCGAUAUUGAUCCAACUCCAGAUGACUGGCAGAUAGUGAUCACCGGCUGGAAGAUCCUGACAGAUGUUGCCGAUCCAAGCUACAAAAAUGACACAAUCCGUACAGGGACUGUUCAGAUAGUGGACUCCCUGCUGUGUGAGCAGCAAUAUGAGGAAAAUGGAAUCCAGGUCAGCGUCACCGAUAGUAUGUUUUGUGCCAAGCAGCACCCCACUGCCUUUUCUAAUAUUUGCCCCGCUGAGACUGGAGGGAUUGCAGCAAUACCUUUGCCAGGAAAAGCAUCUCCUGAGCUAACCUGGCAUCUUGUGGGGUUAGUGAGCUGGGGAUAUGAUAAAACAUGCAGCCUAGAACUUUAUACCGGCUACACCCGAGCAAUUCCUUUCAAAGACUGGAUUGAGAAGAACAUGAAAUGAAACACUUAGUCCAAAACUGGUUUUUUUUUUAAAAAAAAAAUAUGUUAAAUAUAUUCAUUUCUCUCACAGUCUCUGAUCCUUCAUUUUUCUCAUCCCAUUGAUGGAAGAUUUCUGGGAUAAAGCUAAAGCAAGGGCCUCAGAAAAUUGCCACAGAGUCUAGUUAUUCAAUGAGUCCAGUUCACCUGGGUCAGAGGCUCUGACUGUGGCAGAUGGUUUGACAUGUCUCAGCUGUUCCCUUUCUCCUGGUGGGAAUAGGGUACUUGGAUCAUAGGUUGUACUACCAAAAAACAUGAUGACCAGAAGUAGCUGUAUUAAAUCUGUGUUUAACAAUCACCUGGAUAAGACGAUUGGAAUGUAUGUUCGUUGAAGUAUAAGACAGCUAGGAGGUUGGGAAGAGAUCAUUAGGAGGUUGGAUGAAUUUGUUACGGUCUAAGCUGUUUGUAUUGCCAUAUUUUAUGUUGUAUUCUUUUCCCUCCUAAGUACUUUACACAUUCAAAUAAA